This is a messenger RNA of Symbiodinium pilosum, 1396 nucleotides long. The record is from the annotation of a GenBank genome assembly. Lineage: Eukaryota; Dinophyceae; Suessiales; Symbiodiniaceae.
GACUCGUACCCCUUGGCUGGCCUCCUGGCUAGAGGAGCCGUUUGGACCAUGGAUGGGGAACAGCUUCAAGGGGCACAUUGACUUUGGUCUGGCUUCGCCGCGACUUUUGGUGGAAGGCAGGGUGCAGCUCCUGGGCGUGGCAGACCACGACCUGGUUACCUACCAGCUUCGUGCCUACCUGGAGGAGGACACACGGAGGUGGCAGCCGCAGCGCCGACUGGUGGCGAAGGAGCCGGCCGACUGGGAGGCGGGCUGGGCUGACUUUGCGGCUGGCUUUGACGAGGCUGUGGAGCCCCUCGACCUGGACAGAGCGUGGCAGCUGCUGUCCCAGGCCGCGGAGAACGCUAUGGCGGAGGAACACGCUCGGCCUGCUCGACCCCGGGCUUUGCCGGGCCGACCGGUCAUACAGGAGCGGCGCCAGACCCGCGCCAAGGAGCUCCAAACGCUGCUCGAGCGGCGGCUCCGGAGAGUUGCCCGGAGGGCGUCGGAGGCAGCCAGGAAUGGCGAUGCCAAGCUCCGAGCGAAGCUGGAUCGCGACCUUGAUGAGCUGGAGACUUGCCGCGGGCUGACGGCUUUGACCACGUGGUGGAAGCACGACAUCCAGGACGACGUCGGGGCCAUGGCAAGGUGGAUCACGGCUCAGGUCACCAACGAGGUGUGCAAGGCGGCCGGCUUUGGCACGGAGCGCCUGCGUGGCUUCUUGGACAGUUUGGGGCCCGCUUCUCCGGCUGCGGUGCGCGAAGUCCACUUCGAUGGCCACCUCUUGAGGCGGCGGGCGCGCAGGGCAAAGCGCAAGGCGGGGGGACUUGAUGGCUGGACGGGCGAGCUGGUUGCGGCGCUUCCUCUGGACUUCUUCGACAAGCUGGCGAGGCUGUGGACCGCCGUCGUCAAGGGGGGCAAGGCGGCACUUGCAGUGCUGCGAUGGUGGGGCGCUCCGGAGUGGCUGGCUUCGGUCCUAGAGGACUUCUACGCUGGGCAAGAGAGGUGGGUGGCGGUUGCGGGCGUCUUUGCUUCUUCGCCGGUGGGGGCGGGGGCCUCCUUGCUACAGGGCUGUCCCUUCUCACCGCUCCUCCUGAACGCCAUGAUGGGCGUUUGGAGCAGGUACGUCCAAACCCAAGUGGACAACCUCGGCGUGGGCAUCUAUCUUGAUGACAGGUCCUUGUGGACUCGAGGACGGGGCGCAGUGCAGCGGUUGGAGGCCGCGGCCCGGGCUGGCGCGUGGGCAGACUCGAUGCUUGGCUUCGAACUCCACCCCAACAAGUUGGAGUCCUUCGCUUGCAAUGGGGAGCAGCGCGAGGCACUGAUGGAGUAUGCGGACGUCAUCGGCAUUCCCCAGUGCUGCUUGGCAUCCCGUACCGGCUCGCGGGGCACCAGGCUUUCGACGCCAAGGACGUGA